AUGUUAGAUAAAAUUAAACCACCGUUAUAUAAAGAUCUUUUUGAAAAUAAUGUUCAUCCAGAUACAAGAAAGCCGCUUCUGCCAGAAUUUGAAGGAGAAGUGAAUCCAAAUACAGGUGAAGUAGGAGAAACAGGACCUAAAACAGAUCCACUUAAAUAUGGAGAUUACUCAUUUGGAGGAAGAACGACAGACUUUUGA
Molecule: messenger RNA, 198 nt
Organism: Pneumocystis jirovecii RU7
Lineage: Eukaryota; Fungi; Ascomycota; Pneumocystomycetes; Pneumocystales; Pneumocystaceae
Exons: 3
Coding region: 1-198 (65 amino acids)
Biological process (GO): mitochondrial respiratory chain complex II assembly
Cellular component (GO): mitochondrion
Source: RefSeq, a predicted model, not a curated record